This is a messenger RNA of Fundulus heteroclitus (mummichog), 3329 nucleotides long. It is a transcript of the gene polr3e, whose product is annotated as polymerase (RNA) III (DNA directed) polypeptide E. The transcript has 21 exons. The coding region runs from base 435 to 2489 and encodes 684 amino acids. Gene Ontology annotation, cellular component: RNA polymerase III complex; nucleus. Lineage: Eukaryota; Metazoa; Chordata; Actinopteri; Cyprinodontiformes; Fundulidae. The record is from RefSeq and is a predicted model, not a curated record. Gene Ontology annotation, biological process: DNA-templated transcription.
UCUAAGGCGCUGGAUUAAGGCUCCAGUCUCUUCGGGGGCGUGGGUUCGAAUCCCACCGCUGCCAUUAGCUUUUUAUUUUAUUUGGGGCCAUAGCUCUGCAUUUUGUUCUGCUACCAUUCACCAGGUGAUGUAGAAAUAGCUCAACGAUUCAAGCGUCGACCGUGAAACCACUCCGUGUAUAGUUCUGGCUGACUGAAACACCCCCCCUCCCCAACCCCACGUGUCUAGUGCGCUAGCUGCUCAACAUGGAACCUCCAGCCCAACGGUUAACUUGAGCUGCGCUGCUCCUCUGCGAGCUCCACACACCCAGACGCUUCUUCGCACUAAUGUAACGGUUGGCACUAAACUGCGACGUGUGCAGGUGGGCUCUCUCAGGAUCGUCCGCUGGUCCUUUCUGGCGACAUCUUUUGGCCCCUGGCUCUGAUCACAUCAAUAUGGCUAGUGGCGAUGAGGACGACCCCAUUAUAGAGGAGAUUGACGUAUACCUCUCCAAAAGUCUUGCAGAUAAACUCUACCUCCUCCAGUACCCUGUGCGACCGGGCACCAUGACCUACGAUGACGUCAACCACCUGUCGGCUAAGAUCAAACCCAAACAGCAGAGGCUGGAGCUGGAGAUGGCCAUGAACACAAUGAGUCCCAACUACUGUCGCAGUAAAGGAGAGCAGAUAGCUCUGAAUGUGGACGGGACGACCUACGAUGAAACGAACACCUACUCUGUAAAAAUGAUGGACAAACAGACGUUCUCCUCCAUGCAGGCCACCACCAACACCUCCAGAUAUGCGGCUGCUGUGUUUCGCAAAGGUGAGCUUCAUAUCACCCCUCUGACGGGAAUCCUGCAGAUGAGACCCAGCUUCUCUUACCUGGACAAAGCAGACAGUAAAACUAGGGAACGAGAGGCGGCUAAUGAAGGAGGAGAUUCUUCUCAGGAUGAAGCUGAGGAGGAAGCCAAAGCAAUUACAGUGAGGUUUGCCCGGCCCGAAUCUGAGCAGGCCCGGCAAAGGAGGAUCCAGUCCUACGAGUUCCUGCAGAAGAAGCAGGCGGAGGAGCCCUGGAUCCACCUGCAGUACCAUGCAGCUAAGGACAGCCGCUCGGAACAUGAAAGGCAGUACCUGUUCUGUCAGUCGGUGGACGCCUCGCAAAACUCAGAGCUGGUCAAGACUCCAAAGGAGUACUUGGCGAUGCUGAUGCCCCCGCUGGCGGAGGAGAAAUUUGCCAAGCCUGUUGGUCCCAGUAACGUGCUCUCCAUGGCUCAGCUCCGCACUCUGCCGCUGGGGGAGCAGGUCAAGACGCUGAUGAAGAACGUUAAGUUGAUGCCUUUUGCCAACCUGAUGGGACUUCUCGCCUCUGGUAGCGACCAGACGUCAGUGCUGCGGUGCAUCCAGCAGGUGGCACUGUUGGUGCAGGGCAACUGGGUUGUAAAGAGUGAUGUUCUGUAUCCUAAAAACACCUGCAGCGCUCACAGUGGCGUGCCUGCAGAAGUUCUCUGUCGAGGCAGAGACUUUGUGAUGUGGAGGUUCACGCAGGAGCGCUCGGUGAUGAGAAAGGAGAUUACCUCCAUCAUCAAGCUUCCCCCCGAGGACGUGAAGGAGUUCCUGGAGCAUGUGGCGACUCCUCGGGUCAACCGGGGCUGGGAGUUCCUGCUGCCCACAGACGUGGAGUUCAUCAAGAAGCACCCAGACGUCGCUCACAGACAGAACAUGCUGUGGCUCGGUAUCCAGAGCAAGUUAGAAAAAGUUUUCAACUUCUCUAAAGAAGACUUUAUGCCAAAGAGUUCCCCUCAGCCUGAGCCCGUUCACGUCAGCGGGGUGCAGCGACUAAAGCUCGCGCAGGAGCGAGCUCAGGAAAACCAGGCGUCGCUCAAAAGGAGCCUGGAGGCCAGACACGCAGACGGCAGCAUCCAGAUGACGCAGAAGCUUGACGGGGAGGAGGAGCCGAUGGACACGUCUUCCUCCGUCCCCAACGGUUCCGUCAACGGUUACCCCGGCGCCAACUCCCCCGGCGUGGAUCACGCCAACGGAGGGAGCCCCGCAAACGGCCCGUCCCCGGAGCUGCAGGAGUUUGUGACAAACACUUUCCGGAAGCACGCCGUGUUGACGCUGAACGAGCUGAAGAGACUCUUUAACCUCCACCUGGCUUCCAUGCCGGCGGGGCAGAACGUCUUCAGCUCCAUCUCGGACCACAUGCUGCAGGACGCCGUGCUGCUCUGCCAGUGCAAACAGAUAAUGGUGCCUUUUCCUGCUCAGAGCAAAGCAGCUCCUGACGAAAGGAAAGUCUUCGGCCUUUGGGAGAAAGGGGACGACUUUGACAAGCACCGCCGGCUCCUCUACGACCUGUUCACAAAGAACUACCGGAUCCGGAGGAGCGCGAUUCAAACCAAACUUGCUCAGGAGUUUGGCGACGUGUCUAAGGCCGAAGUCGAUCGGCUGCUUCAGGAGUGCUGCAUCUGCAAUGCAGGGUAUUGGUACCUUAAGGGAACGUUGCAGUCCUGACCCUGAGAACCUGCCUGCCUUCACUCACCGACAGAUAAUCAUCAAACCGUCUCCCGCGUAUCCGAUGGGAGGGCAGACGAAGACCCGCCAGCCAAUCACAGCAGGCCGUUCAGGCCUGGGGGCUGGGGAUUGGAGGGCAGAGACGUUCACUGCGCUCCCCUCCUCCGAAGAAACUUCAAAUUACUGUGAAGAAAUGGCAACUGCCUAAUGCAGCAGGAAACAUACGCCACCAAAACCAGAAAGACUGAGAAAAAACGGAUAAAUAAAUGCAAUGAAGAAAUGGUAAAAUAUAAAAAAAGCUGAAGGUUUUUUUGCCUUUAUGACUUUUUUUUUUAUACCUGGGAUUGUGUUAAAAUGUUAAUCAUUUCAAAGUAUUUUUAUUUUUGCUCCCUGUUUUGCCAGAUUAAGAUCACAUUAAGACCUUGUGAGGAAACCAGUUCCUAAGUUUAGGAUCCAUUAGGUGAACGCAUUUUUAAUAUGUCUGGCUUUGGGUUCGGAACGUCGUUAUAUUUAUUUCACCCUUAGUGCACAAGGGGAAAAGGUGUGAGCUGUAAGAAUGGACUAAAACAUAUAAACAAGGUUAUCACUCAACUCCUAAAGACAAAAGGGACACAUGAUGCAUAUCGAGUAAAUACUGUACUAAAUAGUAUUUUGGGAAUCGUGGACCUGAAAUCUCCAAUCUGUAAUGACUGAUCAACUUUAAGAGGAAAAAGUGGAUUACAUUGCUACAAAGCUAGCUUCCUGAGCAGAAUAUACAUUUUUCAAAUGUAUAUUUUUUGCCCUUGGGAGUGACGGGUUAUUUUCUGAACCGAACCAAUAAAGAUUCAAUUUGAAGUUAAA